AUUUGGUGAUUGGACAGGAUUAGAGGAUUAGUGACACAGCUGAAUGCACUGGGUCUCCAUCAGCAUCAUCACUCUGUCUCUCUCUCUGUCUCUGUCUUUGUCUCUCUCUCUCUCUCUCUCUCUCUCUCUCUGUCCAUCAUGUCCCUAACUGUCCCUGCCCAUAGCUGGCGUCCAGGGAAGUAAGCGUACACACUGGACAGAAGCUGAUGAUCCAGUAUGGAGAUGUCUGGGCUCUCCAUCGGCAGAGGAGGCUGACUGCGAGGCUUGACAAAGACGACAGACUACCAAGCUUCAUUCAACUUUUCCAGACUUUACUCCUCGGGAACAAGCUGCCCUCCAUCCUCUUGCUGUCCGGUGGAAAUAUGUGUAUCCUUUCCCCGGCCCUUCUCUUCUUCCUUCUUGCCUUUUAUACCCCGCUAUGCCUCUUUCCACCCAUGGAUUGCUCAAACUUGUGUCCACACCAGUGCAUUUGUUACGAGCACGCUGACCUGGUGGACUGCCGCGAGCGGGGGUUCCAGCAUGUUCCCAGGGGCCUCCCACACGCCACGUGGCUGCUGGAGCUGGGAGGAAACAAUCUGAGCCAGAUCGGCGCCGGAGCCUUCGCUGGACUCUGGUCCCUGCGGGUGCUGGUGCUGACCAACAGCCAGAUACAAGAACUGCAACCACAGGCAUUUUUUCCGCUGUCCUUCCUGGAGAAGCUGGAUCUCAGUUGGAACCAGUUAACAUCUCUACCUGUCGACUUCUCAGCCAGUCUGUCUGCUCUCAGAGAGCUCCGACUGGAGCACAACAACCUACAUCACGUCUCUGGAUACAGCUUGGAGUAUCUGGACAACAUGGAGAAGCUGGACCUCAGUCAUAACCAGCUGGUGACGAUUGGCUCCGGCGUGUUCAGGGGCCUCUCCAGGCUUAGACACCUCUACCUGCACAACAACAAACUGACUGUGCUGCAGCAGGGGAGCCUGGAUAUGCUGCCUGGACUAGAGGUGCUCCAGCUGAGUAACAACAACAUCUCCUACAUAGAAAAUGAUGCUCUGGCCCCUCUCUACAGCCUGGCAGUCCUUGCUCUGGAGGGAAACAACCUUCAUCACCUCAAGUUUAAGACCUUAAUCAGCCUUCAUACAACAGCUACACACAUCCAGCUGUCAGGCAACCCGUGGAGCUGUGACUGCGAUCUGCACCGCGUCUUCAGCAAAAUCCUGCACGUUCGCCACCUCCACAUCGACGACUACAGCAACGUGACGUGCCAGGGUCCGCCGCAGCUGGCCGGGGCUUCGCUGGCCUGGGUGGACAGCCAGCUCUGCAUCGCCGAGACCGCCACCGUGCUCGUCAUCACUUUCACCGUGCUGGUCACCGUGGUGGCGGCUAUGGUGAUGGCGGAGAGGAACAGGAAGAGGAACGGUGGGAAGGACUGGGACACCGAAUCACAAAACCAAACUUAGAGCCCCCCCGUCUUGAGAGGAGGAGGAUACCUAAUAAUAUGGAGACAAUGUGAGACUGGAUGGGCACAAAGGGACCACCAAUGUGAAAAGCCACCCAGAUUCGGUUAUCUCAAAAGUGAUUUAAAAGGGAUACAGGUGGUUCAAAAGCAGUUUAAAGGAAUCACUGGAUAGUACGGUCAGCGGGAGUUAUAUAACUUUAUUUAAUUUAAGUUUUACAACCCUAACCAACUACUGGAUGAUUUCUUCAAUGGACAAAUUCCCCUUUCCCUUUAAUAUUCAAACAGACAAGAGUCUGUACUGAAUGUCUGGAAGGCCUGAAGGACACUGCAAGUGUGGUUUUUGCUCAACGUACCUUUAAAGCCCCUGUGUGUAGAUUGUCUUUUAAAUGUUAUUUUGUUUCUGGAGAAAAAUCGAUAAAUUCAGGAAAAAAUGAA
Molecule: messenger RNA, 1873 nt
Organism: Perca fluviatilis (European perch)
Lineage: Eukaryota; Metazoa; Chordata; Actinopteri; Perciformes; Percidae
Product: protein slit
Exons: 6
Coding region: 207-1439 (410 amino acids)
Cellular component (GO): plasma membrane
Molecular function (GO): protein binding
Source: RefSeq, a predicted model, not a curated record